Gregarina niphandrodes is the source of this 672-nucleotide messenger RNA. Its product is annotated as integrase core domain protein. Gene Ontology annotation, biological process: DNA integration. Lineage: Eukaryota; Apicomplexa; Conoidasida; Eugregarinorida; Gregarinidae. The record is from RefSeq and is a predicted model, not a curated record. Bases 1 to 672 code for a protein of 223 amino acids. Gene Ontology annotation, molecular function: nucleic acid binding. The transcript has a single exon.
AUGCAACGGGUGCAGCUCUAUAUAAAGUCAUGUCUGAUUUGUCAACGAAGCCGUUGUGGUACAGAGCGAUUUCAAGGACUAAUGCGUUCGUUUCCAAUUAAUCAAGUCUUCGAGAGCAUACAUAUUGAUUUCUGGGCACCCUCAAGUUGUCAAGUUGUAAUCUUAACUAUGAUAGAUAGAACAUCAAGAUGGGCAGAAGCUGUUAUUGUUAAACAUAAAACUGCAGACACAGUGGCUUCAAGUUUUAUUAAAUCCUGGGUUCCAUAUGGAGUUCUAAAGGAGAUUAUUUGUGAUAAUGAAAAGUCUUUCCACGGACUGAUGAUGAGGGAGUUGGCCAAGCUUAUGGGUACAGAACUUGUAGCUAUUACCCCUUAUCAUCCUCAGGGUAAUGCCCUGGUUGAAUCCUUUCAUCGGCAUUUAAGGAAGCACUUCGAUAGGAUCAGACGGACGGGUGGUUUAGAUUUAGAGGAGGUAUUGGCGCUUACAAUGUGUAUGUAUAGGACUAGCUACCAUACGGCACUUGAAGACACACCAGGUCGUUGGCUUUUUGGUGUCUCAGUGACCAUACCGGAAGAGCGGGAAAUUGAUGAUUUAAUGUUUGACACAAACGCUAGUCGAAUUGAGUGGUUGCAGAAAGAGAGGGGUCAAACUCUCGAACGAAUGAGACUCUGA